Molecule: messenger RNA, 764 nt
Organism: Paramuricea clavata
Lineage: Eukaryota; Metazoa; Cnidaria; Anthozoa; Malacalcyonacea; Plexauridae
Source: the annotation of a GenBank genome assembly
AUGGGACAACUACCGGAAGCAAGAUUGAAAUCAUCUCCAGCUUUCAAACACGUUACGAUAGACCUUUUCCAACCUUACUCGGUGUGUGGAGAAGUACAGAAAAGAACAAGUGGUAAAGCGUACGGAGUAAUUUUCACAGAUCUAGUUAUGAGAGUGUAAAUUUAUAUAUUGUAUUACUCCGAACACAUGUACAAUAAUAGUCUUAGUCUUCAAGUUAAUUAUUAAGCCCGAAGGUCCAUGCCUAAUAGCCUGCAAACAGGCUUGCUAUUUACGAGUAUCUAUUUCAAUGUAACUAUAAAUGUCAAUAUAUCACAAGAGCAGUCCACAUUGAAGCUGUGUUUGGGCACGACACCGAUCAAGAAAGAAAAUUUGACAAGUGAAAGUAAUUUGAGGACGUGCAUUCAUAAGUGAUAAAUUGAUGAUUGUAUAAUAAAUAAAAAAAAAACAAUUCAGAGAACUUGUUUGCCAAAUUUAUGAUGUCUCAACCUGGGAGAUUUUCUAAUCAAAAGGGUGUAUUGAAAGCUCUCAACGAUGUGAGACGGCGAUCGGGCAAGAGAGUCUUCACUUCUUUUGACGAAUCAAAGCGGAAAGAUGUUGACGAUGUUUUGGCAAAGGAAGCUAUUAAUGGUUUUAGGGUUGAUGCUUGUACUGGUGCUUGUGGUAAGUGUUGUGAGAUUGAUGGCUGUUGUGGAAGUGGUGCUUGUGGCGGUGAUGUUGGGUGUGGCGGUGCUGAUUUUUGUCCUGGUGCUGCUGGCGAUUGUUGA